AUGUCGAUCCGUUCAAUCACCGCCGCCGCGAUCAUCGCGGCUUCGUCGUUCAUCACCACCACACCAGCCCACGCGACACCCACCACAUUCACCUACCAGGGACACCUCGUCAACGACGGACAACUCGCCGACGGCAUCUACGAGUUCCAGAUCAGACUCCUCGACGACAUCGGGACACAAAUCGGAUCCACCGAGUUCGCCAACGUCGUCGUCAGCGAGGGUACCUUCACGCUCGAUCUCGACUUCGGCCCCUCCGCCUUCGAUGGUUCAGAACGUUUCCUCGAAUUCGCUGUCCGCUCCGUAGACGACGGCGGAUCAUUCGUCACCCUCUCACCGAACCAACGUGUCAACGCAACACCAGCAACGAAGGACCCCAAGGCCCACAAGGACCCCAAGGCGACCAGGGCCCACAAGGCGAACAAGGUGAACCAGGACAAGACGGUCAAGACGGCGCCGACGGCGCACAAGGCCCCGAAGGCCCCGAAGGACCAGAAGGUCCGCAAGGUCCUGAAGGCCCGCAAGGACCACAAGGAAACCAAGGGCCCGCAGGUGAUUCACAUUGGGAUCGAUCAGGGACACGAACCUAUUACACAGACGGGUAUGUCGGGAUCGGCAUCGCUCAACGAUGAAACCGCGAUCUACGCACUCAGUCUCUUUGGUACCGGGAUCCGUGGACAAUCCACAAAGUCCGAAGGCAUCGGGAUCUUCGGUCAAGCAACUGCACCCUCAGGCAACAGCAUCGGCGGUUUGUUCGAAACACACUCCACUACAGGCACCGGACUCCGCGCAUACGCAUACGCAAACUCCGGAACCAACUACGCAAUCCAAGGAUCCACCAACAGCGCCUCGGGAUACGCAGGAUACUUCGAAGGCGGAAGAAACUACUUCGAAGGACGCGUCGGGGUAGGCACCACCUCACCAACCGACGAGAUCCACAUCAACGCACCCGCCGGUGAGUCCGCCUUCCGCGUCCAGCACGACGGACUCACACGCAUCCGCGUCAACGCCAACGGCGGUGUCUCACUCGGAGGGAACUCCACCAUCGUCCCCGCGGGAGACACCUAUGUCGUCAACAACCUCGGAGUCGGAGAAAACGAACCAAGCGCCAAACUCCACGUCAACGCCGAAUCAGGACGAGUCCCCCUCGAGGUCUUGACCAACGGCACACGACGCAUGCACAUUUCAUCAAGCGGCGGUAUCACGCUCGGAGACACCGGCUCCGCAGCCGCCGGUGAUGUCUACAUCGUGAAUGAUCUUGGUGUGGGUGACAGCACUCCAAACGCGAAGCUCCAUGUACGCGGCUCAGCAACGCAGACCCCAUUCCGUGUGGACAAAGGGGAUGGCAACUUCGCCUUGAUCGUGUCAAGUGCUGGAACGGUCACAGUUGACAAUCAAAUCUCGAUCGGUACAGCAUCCGCUCAUAGCUUUGAGCUUGCCGUCUCAGGAUCAGCCGCCAAAACCGGAGGCGGGAGCUGGUCAGUCUUCUCCGAUCAACGCCUCAAGAAAAACAUCACCCCGAUGCAAGGCUCCCUCGAAACACUCACCGCGCUCCGCCCAGUGAACUUCGAAUACACCAACAAAGACCACUUCUCCUACGCAAAGGGCAUCCAGCAAGGAUUCAUCGCACAAGAAGUCCAGCAGGUCAUCCCACAGUGGGUCCACACCGCAGACGACGGCUACCUCUACCUCGACCAAACCGGAUUCGAAGCCCUCGUCGUCGGAGCGAUCCAAGAACUCCGCAGCGAGAACGCCAAGCACAUCCAAGAACUGCAAGCCGAGAACGACCAGCUCCGAUCCGAACUCGAGCAGCUCAAGCAAAUGGUCCGCUACCUGAUCGAGAACUAA
Molecule: messenger RNA, 1845 nt
Organism: Symbiodinium sp. CCMP2592
Lineage: Eukaryota; Dinophyceae; Suessiales; Symbiodiniaceae
Source: the annotation of a GenBank genome assembly